This is a messenger RNA of Phoenix dactylifera (date palm), 726 nucleotides long. Its product is annotated as large ribosomal subunit protein eL14y-like. The record is from RefSeq and is a predicted model, not a curated record. Lineage: Eukaryota; Viridiplantae; Streptophyta; Magnoliopsida; Arecales; Arecaceae. Gene Ontology annotation, molecular function: structural constituent of ribosome; RNA binding. Gene Ontology annotation, cellular component: ribosome; cytosolic large ribosomal subunit. Gene Ontology annotation, biological process: translation; ribosomal large subunit biogenesis.
AUAAAACCUCAAUCGCUCCCACUCGCAGACCUAAAGCCGCGAGGAAAACCCUCUCUUAACUCUUCCUCCCUCGCGCGCCGUAGGUCUCUCCCCUCUCCCAAGAAUGCCGUUCAAGCGUUAUGUGGAGAUCGGGAGGGUUGCUCUUGUCAACUAUGGGAAGGAGUACGGCAGGCUCGUCGUCAUCGUCGACGUCGUCGAUCAGAAUCGAGCUUUGGUUGAUGCCCCAGACAUGGUGCGAGGCCAAAUGAACUUCAAGAGGCUUUCUUUGACUGAUAUAAAGAUUGACAUUCCAAGGCUUCCUAAAAAGAAGUCCCUGAUUGCUGCCAUGGAAGCUGCUGAUGUUAAGAACAAAUGGGAGAACAGCUCAUGGGGAAGGAAGCUGAUCGUGCAGAAGAGGAGAGCUUCGCUGAAUGACUUUGACAGGUUCAAGGUGAUGCUGGCAAGGAUCAAGAGAGGAGGCGCUAUCCAGCAAGAGCUUGCAAAACUUAAGAAGCAGAAUGCAUCUUGAGCUUCUCAUUGAUAACAAUUUCUGCCAAAUCUGGUUGUGAUGCAUGGACCAUUUUUUAUUUUGUCAGCAGGUUUAAGAGAGUUUUUUACAUAGAGAGGUCCUAUGAGCUUUUUCAUGUUUUGAGAGUUUUGUGACACUAGAUUAUUUGUUUGAAGUUUUUAUGGCACCCAUGAAAAAUUAUGCUUUCAUUUCUUUAGUAAGUGGCAUCUUAUUUUAUA